Messenger RNA from Funneliformis mosseae, 1635 nucleotides. The record is from the annotation of a GenBank genome assembly. NCBI's taxonomy places the organism in Eukaryota, Fungi, Glomeromycota, Glomeromycetes, Glomerales, Glomeraceae.
AUGUUUAGAAAUGUUGCGCGCGUUGCUACGCCUCUGGCGACUACAUUAACCCGCCGGGCUGUGCCUGUAGUUCGCGCCAAUGUUAACGUAAACAAAGGUGUAUUCAGUAUCCCAGUUCGCAGUUUCGCAACCGCCAAACCUACAACUUCCGAAGUUUCCAAUAUUUUGGAAUCACGCAUCCUUGGCGUUUCUUCCGGUGUUGAAAUUCAGGAAACAGGUCGUGUAUUAUCAAUUGGUGAUGGUAUUGCUCGUGUCUACGGUCUUAAGAAUGUCCAAGCAGAAGAGAUGGGUAUGGCUUUUAACUUGGAAGCUGAUAAUGUUGGUAUUGUCGUAUUCGGUAACGACAGAUUGAUUAAAGAGGGUGAUACUGUAAAACGUACUGGUCAGAUUGUAGAUGUACCAGUUGGUCCUGGUUUAUUAGGUCGUGUAGUUGAUGCUUUGGGUAAUCCAAUUGAUGGUAAAGGACCUAUACAAGCAGCAGAGCGAAAGCGUGUCCAAGUUAAAGCUCCCGGUAUUCUUCCUCGUCGUUCCGUACAUGAACCUAUGCAAACUGGUAUAAAAUCAGUUGAUGCCAUGGUACCGAUCGGGCGUGGUCAACGUGAAUUGAUCAUUGGAGAUCGUCAAACCGGAAAAACCGCCGUUGCUAUUGAUACGAUCCUUAAUCAAAAAAGAUGGAAUGAUGGCAAUGAUGAAAGCAAGAAAUUAUACUGCGUUUAUGUUGCCGUAGGUCAAAAACGUUCAACUGUCGCCCAAUUGGUGCAAACCUUGGAAGAAAAUGAUGCAAUGAAAUAUUCAAUUGUCGUAGCAGCUACUGCUUCAGAAGCCGCUCCACUUCAAUUCUUGGCACCAUUUUCUGGAUGUGCUAUGGGCGAAUGGUUCCGUGAUAAUGGAAAACAUUCUUUAAUUAUUUAUGAUGAUUUGUCAAAACAGGCUGUUGCAUACCGUCAAAUGUCCUUAUUGCUUCGUCGUCCACCAGGUCGUGAAGCCUAUCCUGGUGAUGUGUUUUAUCUUCACUCUAGGUUACUAGAACGUGCUGCCAAGUUAAAUGCAGACUUUGGUGCUGGUUCUUUGACUGCAUUACCAAUCAUUGAAACACAAGGUGGUGAUGUAUCGGCUUAUAUUCCCACCAACGUAAUUUCCAUUACUGAUGGUCAAAUUUUCUUGGAAGCCGAAUUGUUCUUUAAAGGUAUACGUCCGGCCAUUAACGUCGGUAUAUCUGUAAGCAGAGUAGGUAGUGCCGCCCAAACUAAGGCCAUGAAACAAGUCGCCGGUUCUCUGAAACUUUACUUGGCCCAGUAUCGUGAAGUCGCUGCUUUUGCACAAUUCGGUUCGGAUUUAGAUGCCUCAACGCGUUUCUUGUUGAACCGUGGAGAACGAUUGACUGAACUUCUAAAGCAACCUCAAUUUAAACCACUUUCAACUGAACAACAAGUUCCUCUUGUCUUUGCAGGUGUUCACGGAUUUUUGGACAAAGUAGAUAGUAAACGUGUAACAGAAUUUGAAGCUUCAUUCCUUCCACAUUUGACAUCCAAUCAUUCCGAUGUAUUGGAGACCAUUAAAAAAGAAGGAGUAAUUUCUGAUGCGACCGAUAAAAAAUUACGUGAAAUUUUAACUGAAUUCUUAAAAUCUUUUUAA